Messenger RNA from Varroa destructor (honeybee mite), 573 nucleotides. RefSeq lists its product as uncharacterized. The record is from RefSeq and is a predicted model, not a curated record. Lineage: Eukaryota; Metazoa; Arthropoda; Arachnida; Mesostigmata; Varroidae.
UUGUGGCUGAGUACAGUCGCAUCUUGUAAGCACCAUGAGGAUCUGUUUUGCACUCACACUUUUCUCCCUACUGUGGGCGACGCACCACUGCGCGCCGAAACGUAUGUUCAUGCUCAGCUUUCCAAGAACAGGAGUCAGAAGCCACCUCACACACCUAACCUAUCCUGAGCGUUCGCCAGAAAGUGCAAUCAGUUCCGAGCCAGUCGUGAGAUCAAGGAAGCGCAAUAUAGCAGCACUUGCACAUGACAACCUCAUUCCUGCAACAAAACGCUUUGAUGAAGAGAUGAUCUUCGAUGGAGAUCUGAUUUUCCCACUCAUAUCCAAGCGGGACUAUGGCGAAGAGCUUGGUUCUGACAUCAUCUACGAGGAUGCCCGCGAUAAAAACGACCGCAAAGACUACAAGCGUGAUGAGGAAGCAAUGAAAAAAACGUAUGGCGGCCGCAAUCGCGAUCCCUUUCCAGUCUACAAAAAUAUUAGAUACGGGCAAGAUUAACUUCGGGGCGUUCCCGCAUCGUAAAAGAUCCGACAGCUUAUUUCGGCGCUGAAAUUUGAGACUGAAUGUUGUAUGCCUGA